Molecule: messenger RNA, 1239 nt
Organism: Opisthorchis viverrini
Lineage: Eukaryota; Metazoa; Platyhelminthes; Trematoda; Opisthorchiida; Opisthorchiidae
Exons: 7
Coding region: 1-1239 (412 amino acids)
Source: RefSeq, a predicted model, not a curated record
AUGGCUCAGUGGUUAGAGCUGGAAGUUACUGAUCAGAAGGUAUGUGGUUCGAACCCGAUAUAUGCUUCCCCACUUCUAUCUAGGCUUGCGCAACGUGACAGUAUCCCAGUCCUCGUGCCUUCUUCCUCAGGUUUUCAGGAUUUGAACAUUUCCAUCACUCGACUCGAUGAGCAGUUCGACAUAGACAGGCCACCGAUCGAGAACAGCUGCACCCUCCCAACCUUUCGGUUUCUGAUGCACUCAUCUAAUACAGAUCCCGUUUCAUUGAAGUGGUGGGAUACACACAAGGAAGAUUGUGGAGUUGAACAUAAAUUCGAGCGUCCCGUACUUGCCUUCGUCCUACAUUUUAUUGCCCGCACUUUCCCCCUCUGUAGAGCGAUGACGGUUGCUUUGGAAACCACCGACAUUCCGCGUACAGAGGUUGAAGAGCUAAUGGAGCCUUCAUCGGACACUUCAGAACCUCACCUAGACGGAAGUUCACAACCAAACACAGUGGAAUCAAUGCUGAAUCGACUCGCCACACAAGAAUAUGUCCACUUUCGUAAUCAAUCACGUGAUGAGGCUGAACUGAGUACGUCUGAGAAGCGCAAUAUCGCUAGCGACCUAUAUCGACGCAACCCAGGAGUGUUCCUCGAGCGCUUUGGUCGGCAUCUAAAUUGGGCAGAAGACAGUGUGAACUUCCGUCACAUGUGCUCCAAGGAUGACAUUGUCCGUCACUUCGUGAAACAGUUGGACUCCCAGUCGGAUAGAACUCAGUUCAAUCAACCUCUCCGCCUGGCUCAGCAUCAAGUCCGAAACCGUCGCCUCAACGCUCUUAAACGCCUGGAUCGUGAGGGCGGCACGGAGCACCUAUCCAUGGAGCACUUCAGCCAUCCUGCGAUGCGGCAUCGCGAUCCAGUAUUGUGGGAGACGAUGAUUGGAGCCCAUCUGAAUGAAGCAGGGCGCCGGAAAUACCUCGACCGGGAGUAUGGUACAUUUAGCGGCUUUCUUAUGGAUGUAGUGUUGCGCGAACAAGAGUCAAAAGACUGGCAGCGAGCCUGUCGAGAGCAGGAAUCCGACGCCACAUUUGAGGCUUCUUCAGACUCGGAUGAAAGUGACGGCUCUGUGACUCCGGAUGGAAGUGUAACUUUGGAAGGGUUGGAGAAAGAAUUUAUGGAAAUUAUGAGGCUUCGCUUCGUUAACGGGUUGGAUAAAGAUUUUGACUACAUGCUCAUGUUGGGCUCAUAUGAAUUCACUUGA